GCGCGAUAUGGAAAGACUUAAAUUGAAAGUCACCGCCAGAUUGGAAUUCAGACAGUGUUUAGUUCUGUGACAGUCAACACAAAAAAAUAAAAUCUAACCCACAAUGCCCGUCUCCGAGCAAUUCAAUGCCGCCGCCGAGAAGGUGAAGAGCCUGACGAAGCGUCCCAGCGACGACGAGUUCCUGGAGCUCUAUGCCCUGUUCAAGCAGGCCAGCGUUGGCGACAACGACACCGCCAAGCCGGGACUCCUGGACCUGAAGGGCAAGGCCAAGUGGGAGGCCUGGAACAAGCAGAAGGGCAAGAGCAGCGAGGCCGCCCAGCAGGAGUACAUCACCUUCGUGGAGGGACUGGUGGCCAAGUACGCCUAGAAUCCAGAAGCAACCAUCAAUAAGCGAUCUUCAACCAGCUAGAGACUAUAAACACUUACUUUACCUUUAAAGCGGAAUAAACUUUGUAUGUUAAUUUUGUACUGAAA
Drosophila ficusphila is the source of this 474-nucleotide messenger RNA. It is a transcript of the gene Acbp2, whose product is annotated as acyl-CoA-binding protein homolog. Gene Ontology annotation, biological process: fatty acid metabolic process. The record is from RefSeq and is a predicted model, not a curated record. Lineage: Eukaryota; Metazoa; Arthropoda; Insecta; Diptera; Drosophilidae. Bases 104 to 367 code for a protein of 87 amino acids. Gene Ontology annotation, molecular function: long-chain fatty acyl-CoA binding. The transcript is spliced from 3 exons.